Molecule: messenger RNA, 2404 nt
Organism: Pristis pectinata (smalltooth sawfish)
Lineage: Eukaryota; Metazoa; Chordata; Chondrichthyes; Rhinopristiformes; Pristidae
Product: kelch-like protein 34
Exons: 1
Coding region: 1-1863 (620 amino acids)
Molecular function (GO): protein binding
Source: RefSeq, a predicted model, not a curated record
AUGAGUUACUUCCUGGCGCUGUCCAGCACCCACGGGGAGGCGGUGGUGUCCCGCUACCGGGCCCUGCGGGACGAGAAGUUGCUGUGCGAUGUGGUGCUGGUGGCCGAGGGCACCGAGUUCCGCGCCCACCGCUCGCUGCUGGCCUGCGCCAGCGACUACUUCAGGUGCCUGUUCAAGGCACACACGCGGGAGGCGGGCGCGGCCGUGGUGCAGCUCCAGCUGGUGUCGGCCGGCGGCCUCGGCCGGGUGCUCGACUUCAUCUACUCGUCGUGCCUGGCGCUGUGCCCCGACAGCCUGGAGCAGACGUUGGAGGCGGCCAGCUACCUGCAGGUGCCCGAGGCCCUGCGCCUCUGCUCCGUCUACCUGGCCAGCAGCCUGAGCACCGCCGGCUGCUGCCGCUCGGCCAACCUGGCGUCCGGCUUCGCGUUGCCCGAGGCGCGGCGGCGCGCCGACCUCUACAUCGCCACCAACCUGUGGCGCCUGCUGGAGCUGGGAGCCGAGCGCAGCGGCCUGGCCGACCUCAACCCCGACUCGCUGGGAGCCGUGCUCGACUCCGAGCGGCUGCCCGGCGUCCCCGAACCCGCGCUGCUGGGGCUGGCCCUCGACUGGCUGGGCCGCGGCCCGGAGCCCGACCCCGAGCGCUGGAGCCACGCCGACCGGCUGCUCAGCCGCAUUCGCUACGGCCUCGUCCCCUGCGCCGAGCUGCAGCGGCUGCUCCUGCACGGAGGGCAGGGAGCCGCCGGCCGAGCCCCCGGCGCCCGCCGCCUCAUCACCCAGGCCGUGCGCUACCACCACGCCGAGGCCCGGCAACCGGUCCGCCAGAGCCGGCAGAGCACGCUGAGGAGCGGGCAGCGGCAGCUGGUGGCCGCCGGCGGGCUGCUGCUGCUGCUGGAGCGGCCGGAGAGUGGCGAGGCCACCGCCGCCGCCGCCCGGGCCAUCUCCGGCCUGUCGGCCCUCGAUCCCCGCACCGGCUGCUGGAGGCCGCUGGCCGACGGCCCGAGGGUGCAGGGACACUGCGUGUGUGUGCUCGGCGACUUCUUGUUCGUGCUCGGCGGAGAACUGCUGGAAGAGGCCGCGGAUCAGCAGCAGCAUCAGGCCGGGGCUCAGGCCCAAGCCGGGGAGUCGGCUAACAGCGGGCCGCAGCCGAUGCCCAGCCGCCGCGUGUUUCGGUACGACCCCCGCUCCAACAGCUGGAGCCGGGCGGCGAACAUGCUGAAGCGGCGGGCUCAGUUCGCCUGCUGCGUGCUGGGCGAGCGCAUCUUCGCGCUGGGAGGCCGCUGCGACGCCGGCCAGGCCUCGCUCUCGGCCGCCGAGCUGCUCGACCUGGGCGGCAGCGGCCGCUGGUUGGAAGCGGCCGAACUGCCGCAGCGGCUGCACGGCCACGCCUGCGCCGUCCACGCCGGCACCAUCUACGUGUCGGGCGGCCGGCCGGCUGGCCAGGCCGAGGCCUGCAAGGAGAUGCACAGCCUGGCGCCGCAGGCGGGGGCAAGUUGGCAGCGCUGCCCGCCCAUGACCAUCGCCCGCUUCGGCCAUCAGAUGGCCACGGUGGGCGAGCGCAUCUACUCCUUCGUCGGCAUGUACGAGCCCUUCUGCGACAUCGAGUGCUACGAGCCGCUGCGCGCCCAGUGGCAGCGCCUCCGUCCCCUGAUCUUCGACCGCUCCUGCUACGGGCUGGCGGUGCUGGACGACACCGUCUACCUGGUGGGUGGCAAGAAGUGGCAGCAAGGCCGCGAGGUGCCGGCCCAGAGCACUGUGGCCUACGACCCGGCCUCCGACAGCUGGAGGGAGGUGUGCCGGCUGCCCGUGCCCCUGUACGGCGCUCAGUGCGGGGCGCUGCUCCUGCCCGAGCUGCCCGAUGCCUAGUGCAAACCCGGGCUGCGGUAGUGGCUCUGGAGAAUCGUGAGUGGGCGGCUGUAAUGGGUCAUUGGUUUAUUAUUGUCACAGCUACCGAGCUACAGUGAAAAGCUUUUGUUUGCGUGCCCCCCAGACAGAUCAGAUCAAACCAUAAAUAUAUCCAGGUAGUACAGAAAGGGAAAACAAUGCAGAAUAUAGUGUUAUAGUUACAGAGAAAGUGCAGUGCAGGUAGACAAAUGAAGUACAAGGGCUGUUGACUGGAAACAUUCAAUGCAGUAGGGUGCAGUCUGUUCCUAAACACGGGUGUAAACCGAGCAGAUGGUUUUACUGCUAUUAAACCUUCGGAUGGACAACACCUUGACGAGAUACAAAAAAAUCCCUUUCCACAGCAAAGUUGAAAGCCGAAUGAGCAGGUGCCUUUUUCUCAUUCAAUGUAUAGUAAAUAAUAAAACGUUCAGGUGGAUAAACUUUGACUGAACUCUACCCCACUGAGUGCAAGUUAAGAUACAACUCACCGUGCACAACACAAACUGAGUGGAUGACUUCUGCA